Sorex fumeus (smoky shrew) is the source of this 9938-nucleotide messenger RNA. RefSeq names its product cyclin dependent kinase like 5 (gene CDKL5). Bases 259 to 3267 code for a protein of 1002 amino acids. Gene Ontology annotation, biological process: protein phosphorylation; positive regulation of axon extension; regulation of dendrite development. Gene Ontology annotation, molecular function: protein kinase activity; ATP binding. The record is from RefSeq and is a predicted model, not a curated record. Lineage: Eukaryota; Metazoa; Chordata; Mammalia; Eulipotyphla; Soricidae. The transcript has 19 exons. Gene Ontology annotation, cellular component: dendrite cytoplasm; nucleus.
GGGGGUUUCGAUUAGUUGUCGCUGCCGCCGGGGAAGGUACGGCGGCGACUGGGGCUUCUGGAGCGGCGCGGUCCCCGGGCGGAGGUGGGCAACUCGGCGCGGGAAUCAUUUAUACGUCACAUUAAAACAAACAUGUGAUGUUCCUGCCAACCUGUGAGAAUUUCUCCUUUCAAGACUUUAUUUUACUUACUAUACAAAUUGCCCAGUUCUUUUGGAUGCCAUGUUCUGUGGCUUGCAUCUGAAGAGGAGUUUGUCUUCAUGAAGAUUCCUAACAUUGGUAAUGUGAUGAAUAAAUUUGAGAUCCUUGGGGUUGUAGGUGAAGGAGCCUAUGGAGUUGUACUUAAGUGCAGACACAAGGAAACACAUGAAAUUGUGGCCAUCAAGAAAUUCAAGGACAGUGAAGAAAAUGAAGAAGUCAAAGAGACGACUUUACGAGAGCUUAAAAUGCUUCGUACUCUCAAACAGGAAAACAUAGUGGAGCUGAAGGAAGCCUUCCGAAGGAGGGGGAAACUGUACUUGGUGUUUGAAUAUGUUGAGAAAAAUAUGCUUGAAUUGCUGGAAGAAAUGCCAAAUGGUGUUCCACCCGAUAAAGUGAAAAGUUAUAUCUAUCAGCUAAUCAAAGCUAUUCAUUGGUGCCAUAAGAAUGAUAUUGUGCAUAGAGAUAUAAAGCCGGAAAACCUUUUAAUCAGCCACAAUGAUGUUUUGAAAUUAUGUGAUUUUGGGUUCGCGCGCAAUCUCUCCGAAGGCAAUAAUGCUAAUUACACAGAAUAUGUGGCCACCAGGUGGUAUCGGUCCCCAGAGCUCUUACUUGGAGCUCCCUAUGGGAAGUCUGUAGAUAUGUGGUCGGUAGGCUGUAUUCUUGGGGAGCUUAGCGAUGGACAGCCUUUGUUUCCUGGAGAAAGCGAAAUUGACCAACUUUUUACUAUUCAGAAGGUGCUAGGACCACUUCCAUCUGAGCAGAUGAAACUCUUUUAUAGUAAUCCUCGAUUCCAUGGGCUCCGGUUUCCAGCUGUGAACCAUCCUCAGUCACUGGAGAGACGAUACCUUGGCAUUUUAAAUAGCGUUUUACUUGACCUAAUGAAGAAUUUACUGAAGUUGGACCCAUCUGACAGAUACUUGACAGAACAGUGUUUGAAUCACCCAACAUUUCAAACCCAGAGACUUUUGGAUCGUUCUCCUUCAAGGUCAGCCAAAAGAAAGCCUUACCACGUGGAAAGCAGCACGCUGUCGAAUAGAAACCAAGGCAGCAAAGGCGCAGCAUUGCAGUCCCACCACAGAUCUAACAGCAAGGACAUCCAGAACCUGAGUGUGGGUCUGCCUCGGGCCGAAGAAGGGCUCCCCACCAACGAAAGCUUCCUCAAUGGCAACCUGGCUGCGGCCACGCUCAGCCCCAUGCACACGAAAACCUACCAGACCAGCAGCCAGCCGGGCUCGGGCGGCAAAGACCUCACCAACAACAACAUCCCACACCUUCUCAGCCCCAAAGAAGCCAAGGCGAAGACCGAGUUCGACUUCAACAUCGAGACGAAGGCUUCAACAUCGGAAGGCCCCGGCACCAAGUACCUCAAGUCCAGCAGCCGCUCUCAGCAGAACCGCCACUCCUUCAUGGAGAGCUCGCAGAGCAAAGCCGGGACACUGCAACCCGGCGAGAAGCAGGGCCGGCACAGCUACAUCGACACCAUCCCCCAGUCCUCGAGGAGCCCCUCCUACAGGACCAAGGCCAAGAGCCACGGGGCGCUCAGUGACUCCAAGUCCGUGAGCAACCUCUCCGAAGCCAGGGCCCAGAUCGCCGAGCCCAACGCCAGCCGCUACUUCCCCUCCAGUUGCCUGGACUUGAACUCGCCCACCAGCCCCCCGUCCGCCCGGCACGGCGACACGCGGACUUUGCUCAGCCCCUCGGGGAGAACCAACCGCAGCGAAGGCACACUCGACUCCCGCCGGACCGCCACCCGCCACUCCAAGACCAUGGAGGAGCUGAAGCUGCCCGAGCACCUGGAAGGGAGCCACUCGCACUCGCUGUCGGCCCCACACGAGUCCUUCUCCUACGGGCUGGGCUACACCAGCCCCUUUUCCUCCCAGCAGCGGCCGCACAGACAUUCCAUGUAUGUGACCCGGGACAAAGUGAGAGCCAAAGGCUUGGAUGGAAGCUUGAGUGUAGGGCAGGGGAUGGCGGCCCGAGCCAACAGCCUGCAGCUCCUGUCACCUCAGCCUGGAGAACAGAUUCCUCCAGAGAUGACUGUGUCUCGCUCUUCUGGAAAAGAGUCUUCAAGAGAAGGCACCUCUUCAUUCCACUCACGGCAGAAGUCUGAGGGUGGCGUGUAUCAUGACCCCCACUCUGAUGAUGGCACUAUCUCCAAGGAAAACAGACACCUGUACAAUGAUCCUGUUCCAAGACGAGUUGGCAGUUUCUACCGAGUGCCAUCUCCACGACCAGAUAAUUCCUUCCAUGAAAAUAAUGUGUCAACUAGAGUUUCUUCCCUACCAUCAGAAACCAGCUCUGGAGCCAAUCACUCAAAAAGACAACCAGCAUUUGAUCCAUGGAAAAGUCCUGAAAACAUUAGUCAUUCUGAACAACUGAAGGAAAAGGAAAAGCAAGGUUUUUUCAGGUCAAUGAAAAAGAAAAAGAAGAAAUCUCAAACAACAGAGUCCACCAACGGGGAGAAUCCAAGCAUCAAGAAAUCCCUCUUUCCUCUUUUUAAUUCAAAGAAUCAUUUAAAGCAUAGCUCUUCUUUGAAAAAGCUUCCUGUAGUCACUCCGCCCAUGGUGCCCAAUUCUGACAAUCCUGACCUUCUAACUCUGCAAAAAGCUAUUCACUCUGCCAGCACGCCAAGCAGCAGGCCCAAGGAGUGGCGUCCUGAGAAAAUCUCUGAUAUACAGACCCAAAGCCAGCCGUUGAAGUCACUGCGCAAGCUCUUGCAUCUCUCUUCGACGUCCAAUCACCCAGCCUCGUCUGACCCUCGCUUCCAGCCCCUAGCGACUCAGCAAGCCAAAAAUUCCUUCUCAGAAAUCCGGAUCCAUCCCCUGAGCCAGGCCUCUGGGAGUAGCAACCUCCGGCCGGAGCCCACCCCCAAGGGCCGGCCCACCCUCCAGCUGCCAGGUCAGAUGGACCCUGGUUGGCACGUGUCCUCCGUGAGCCGGGGUGCCACGGAGGGGCCUUCCUACUCGGAACAGCUGGGUGCCAAGAGUGGGCCGAACGGGCACCCGUACAAUAGAACAAAUCGGUCGCGAAUUCCGAACCUGAAUGAUUUGAAAGAGACAGCCUUGUAAUGUGUGUUGGGGGGAAGGGCCGGGGAGGGGGGCGGGCAGGUGGGAAACGAGCGGGCCGGGGUCGCAAGCCAGUAUUUUCAGCUUUAUGAAGGUGUGUGCAAUAUUGUCCGCGGGGCGCCGUCGGGCGUCCCGCCUCCGCAAAUGCAAGUCAGGGAUCUUAGAGCCGCAGGACUUCCUUAGGGACUGCCGUCCCCAGGGGUCCCUGUGUGGGAUGGAUAGAGUGCCAUUGAGGAAGGAAGAAGACGUCUUGGCAGUUUCUCCCCUCCAUUGCAGUUUCAGUGCAACCCCUGUGGAACCUGGGAAUGCCAGGACAUGUUCUAGCACUGCAAGGGAUAGAAAUUUCACGUUGACCAAUGCCCUUACCACAGAGUUUUUUUCUGCCUAAACUAAAUGUGGUGAUUGUAAUCCAAGAGUAUCCCUUCGAAGGGUUAGCAGAUGAACCAACUGUAUGUCUUAAAUUGUUUUCUAAACUCCCAUAUUUGAUAGGAUUUGUAACGUUGAUUUAUAAUUAAUAUUGUACUGUUCGAAUCAUACCUUUCAUGUUCACUGUAAAGUUCUUUUGAGCUGUUUGAAACAUUGUGAAGCAGUGGGACAGCUACAGUAGUUUCUAUACAAACUAAACAGUACCAUUUAUAUAUUGCAUCAGGAGUAUUUUAUUCUCUCUAUAAAUAUAUAUAGUAAAUAUCUGUCUGUUUUAUAAAUAUAAUCAUUGAAAGAAAGUAUCGUCAUGACACUAUCUGCCAUAUUUUUAUACAUUUGUGAUAUGAAGUAAGUGCUACACUUCUAAGCAAGGGAGUUGCCUGGUGGCUCUGUGGGGCUGUAACUGUAGGGACCUUGCUCAGCUCCCAGGCCCCAGCAGUCGCCUCUAGACGUGACCCUUGGUAGCAGACAAGAUGCAGCCACUUCCUCCAAACCCAUGGGGGGAGAGAGUUGGGGAGAUCGGUGAGAACCCCAGCCACAUCGUCUCUGCCCUCACUCAGUGGGCUCCUGUGCAUGUCUAGGGAUGAUCCUUGCACCCGAGGGGAGGAGAAUUCAUCCAGGAUUGCUCCUGGGUCUCCGUAGUGAGAAUGUGCUGUGUGUCUGUGGAGCGCAGACCAAAGAUUCGCCGGUGAACAUACCUAGUUGCAAGGUUGUGAGAGGCACCUGUUUGCAGAUCCUGCAAGCCAGCGUUAGGCUCCUGAAUCCUGUGCACUGUCGCGGAGCUUCUGGGAUGGAGGGAUGUGGCGUUUCUCUUUCUAAAUACUGUUUUGUUAUUACUCUUUCUGAUAGAUUCAGUAGGUUCCUGAAGCAAUUCUAGAGGUCAGAAAAACAUUGCUAGACUAAUUUUUCUUCCUGGGCCUAGUCAUUUCUAGUAAGGUUCCCAUCACACACGUGUGCAUGCACACACACGCACACACAUCCCCACUGUCGGAACAGUCUUUCAACUUCCAACUUAACUCCCUCGUAUCACCAAGGCCAUCCGCCGCCAGGGCUGUGACCCUGCCUGUGUCUCUAGGCCGUCCUCGACGGAAAUCACCACCCCCUCAUCCUUCAAGAGUAGUUUUAGAUUUUUGGAAGUAGUUUCGUAGCAAUAAUACUUUUAAAGGUCCCAUCCUACCCUUCCUCCAAGAGGUUGUAACCUCUCAGUAUUUAUUACUUGUACCAGGAUUCUGAGAGCAUCAGCCCCUAACUCACGUCAGCUGUGAUUGAAUUGUGCUGAGUUACUGUCCCCCUCCCCCCAAGAUUUUGAGAAUUAUAGCUCUGAUGAUGAUAACAAUUAUAAAGAAAAAAAAUCUCAUAGUUUCUUUGAAGCUUAAAUUGUGUGCAUAUUGCAUUUUAUAGAAUUAUUAUAAUGAUGUGUAUUGAUUAUAUAGAGAGGUCAUUUUACGGUGCUUUUUAUUUACUUUUAAUAAGUGUAAUAGGCACUAAAAUGAAACUCAACUGGGUACUAUCAUGGAAACAAUUUGAUUCAAUCAAUAGUUUGCAUGCUCUUCAGUUCUUUUGAUAUCUCGUUUCCUUCACCAGUUUAGUACUGUUGGAGUAGCUCUGAAUUCUGGCUUUUCCCAGGCAGCUGCUCAGUUCUAAAAGUGACGUGGACCCUUCGCAGUUCUUGCCUGGAUGCCAAUGACUCUCAAAGGGUAUGCAACUCUCCUUUUUCAUACCGGAUCUGUACCCUUGCAUACCAGAAACUGCACCUCCCCACCUCUGGAAAGACUCCUCACUGUGUGCUGUGCGCGUAGGACCCGCGCAGUCACCUUGCCCCACUGUGGCAUUUGAGGCUGGUUGGCCACCUCGAGGCUGAUGUCCCACGUUUUCAACCUUGCCAGAACACUGGGAUCUCAGGCGUCUGCAGAACAUUUAAUAUCCGUGGUGGUUCUUCAAAGAAGGGCUAGACUUAUUGCCUUCUACCUAGAGCAAAGUAAACCUAACUGAUGAAGAGUCAAUACCUACUUUUCGUACAUUCCCAGAUUUGAGCCAGAAAAAUAUCUUCAACUAGUGUUUUUGAGGUAGCUCUCCUGCGCUCAGCUUUUGUCCACUGACCUCAGUAAGCUGUAAGUGAAUUACAAUCUGCAUUUCUGCCUGCACUUCUCUUCUGCCCUUGGUGGGGACCAGUGGGGCUUUCUCCCCAAUCAAACGGGCUCUCUCCUAGCUUUUAGCUGUUGUUUUCCUCCGGGCGAUGAAUUAUUGAUCUCCCAAAGAUUGUCAUCUAUCAUAGAAAGAACUCAAUUUGAAGUCACAAACGUUGGCGUUUUCUUUAGGAAAGGAAAUUUCUGACAUCCCUGUCUGUCUUCGCCCUACCUUCCUAAAGAAUAACAGCAACAAAGGCACGGGAUUCCUUUGUUUCUUGGAAGUGUCGCUUCUUUCCUGUUCCGAGGGGAAUCACGUUCGCUACUGUGCUCCUCUUCCUUUACCCUCCCUGUUCUUCUCAGACAUUCCAGUGAGUUAUUGUUUAACCUCCUCUGGUUGGGAACUGAGCUUUUUGCCUCUCUUCAGAGCCCAGGACCAAAUGUGUCCCACGCUAAGGGGCCAUGGCCCAGCCACGGUGGCCCUCAGCCCAGGUCAUUUUGCCAUUGGGCAGUGGCAGGAGCCCUAGUUGGUUGUCCAAAGUGGAGGUAGAGGUUAGAGAUGCCCCUCCAGGUCCUGCAUGUACAAGCAGCAUCCCUGGCCCGUCCUCCACCCGCAAAGAAGGAUCUAACCCCAGUGUCAGUGUUGCUGAGGUGAGAACCCCUGUUCAGCAACGUCCUCCUCUCCGCUCUCUGAAACUGCAGGUAGGAAGUCUUCAACAUCAGUGACUCUGAGAGAACUUUCUACCACUAUUCUGGAAUCCCUGGAAUUCUGUCGUUCGUGUCCAUUGUCUUGGGCCUUCUAAAAAGUGAAUCCUUUGGGAAGAGACCCAGAGUGGCUUUGCAGGUGUUCGAAAGUCCCAAUACUAGGUCAGCGUCCUUCGGAAAUCUUUCAUAGAGCCCCAGGGCUUAUAUUUAGAACCAAGCAGCAGCCUGGCAGAUUGGCAUGACUUUUGCCAGCUGCUCAAAGGCGUCCAUGGCUUUGAGCUGUGUCUCCCGAAAGAAAAUGUCCCUUUUUUUUUUUUUCAGUUUGAGCCAUUGAAUAGCUCUUUACAAAUAUUGGCAUAUGACAGACCGAUUAGAAACAAAAAUCUCUAUCGGCAGUUGUGAUGUGGCUGUUAUCGGUGUAUUUGUGCUGUGUGCUUUGAAUAAAUCUGUUUUAAAUCAUGCUUUAAGACUCAGUGUAUGCAGUUGUGCUUUGACUCCACGAGCAGAGCUGUCCUGGUUAGUUUUAGUCAUGUCUUGUAUUAUGAAGUAUGUUGUGGUUGUAGUAUUAGCCAGUUUAGCAUGUUCCUAAUCUGAAAAUUAACAGACUUCACUGGGAAAUGCUAACCCACCUCCCUUCCCGGCACCUUAGUUGAUGUCCUAGUAUCCUCCCUUCUUAAACUAGCUUUUAGAGUAAUUAAGGAAAAAAGCCAUUUCUUUUCUUCUAGCUAUGUAUUGAAGAUGACUCAUAAGUGUACCACUUAUUUAAAAGGCCAGAGGAUUGCUUUUCAAGUGUGUUAAAGCUUCUGUGUCCGUUCCUGUCCACCUUGGCCUGGUGGUGACCAAACUUUCAGCAAGGGCAAUUGCUCAUUGUGAUUUAGUCCUAGCGGACAGCUGGGACUCCGAAAUCUGCGUUUCCUCUCGUGCUCAGUACAUGUUUUCUGGAGAGCACUGCUUUUUCUCUUUCAGAGUUGGUUACCUCCUGCUUGUGAGUGGGAGACCGACCUCCGUGUGAGCACCGAGAUCCACACUCGCAUUUCCGUGAACCAAGGAUGUGGGGUGAUGCACUGAACCAAGGCCGAAAUGACCGAGAUAUUUCCUUGUUUCCUUCGGUUUGUUGCCAAUCGAGUGUGUACAUAGAGAAAACCUAUUUCCAGUUCAAUGAAAACAAACCAAAAGAGGAUUUCUUUCAAGGGGGCUGCAGAGACGAGAGCAAAGAUGUUUUGAGGGUCCUCUUGCUAAUUCCAGGACUGGAACCUUACAAAAAGUCUUUCUUGGAGACUUAAAAGUCCAACUUACAAAACUUUGUAAGUCGUUCUCAUUUCUUACCUUUCCAUCUUGGCCAGCUGAGCUAUAGACCCUCCAGAGGUCUGAUGCAGCUGGGAAAUGAAUUCUGUUUUAGAAACCUUCAGUAAAUGCAGGAAAAUGAAGCGUUGUAAACACACAGUGUGUUCAAAGUAAGGUGACUAGGAAAUUCUGGGCCGAGCGCCCUAUCCUAGAUGUUCUUCUUUUUUAAUUGAAUGUAUUAUAAAAGAUCUUAGGCUUGUAUGCCAAGUCAGUUACUCUGUGAAUAUUCAUUUCCUGUAGUGCUUUGUUAAUUCCUUAGUUAGGCCUGGUCCUGACUCCACCUUGCCCCCUCUCUGGGCCCUGCUGUGUAUUAUUACCUAUAGGCUAUUCAAUCUGAUCACCACCUGCCUUGUAUUUUCAUUCAUUAGCUGUUUACUCCCCCAUCUAAGGGAGGUUUGUCUUUUGUUUUGCCAGAAAAAAAUUUGUAAUAGUCUGCACGUCAGAUUUCUAGGGCCUGCAGAACCGCGGUGAUGAUACUGGUUCGCUGCUAAGGCCCUUCAUUACUCCACAAGGUUAAGUAAGCUCUCUGACCCCCAUUUGAUCCUUGGGUCCUAUUUUGAGCUUCCUUUGGAAUAUUAAAAAAAAAAAUCGGUUUCCAUAGUGUACGCAGAUUAGAAGUUGCCUUGUUUGCUCAGAGUAUCAGGGAGAAAGCGGCCUUAUCUGUUUUUCCAUCCGUUCUGUUUUGACAGACUGCUAAGAAUUCCUCAGGACUUCCUUUGGUUGGGGAGUUCAGGCUCCCCAAAGCCUGGUCUGAUUUUGUUUCAGGCUCCCCCUAGCGCUGUGCUUCAGGGUAAUCAGACAAAAGCCAGGAAUAGCAAAGGUAGAUGCCUUGUCUUUUGUCCCUGUUGGGAUUAUAGUGUUAAUUGCCAGAGUCGUCAAAACUCCAGAGUUUCAAGGGGGAAAAACAUUUAGAGUUUCAAGGGGAAAAGGGAGACUUUUCCUCCCGGAGAACCUGGAUGUUCUCCACCAAUGGCUUCGAUUUUCCAAAGUGGAAAGCAGAGUUUUGCAUCAGCUUCAUUUUCACUAGAGGUAAAAAUGAUAGAUUCCCGUCAUCUCAGACUAUUUUCUUCUCUCCGUGUUUCCUCCUUGGUGACUGAUUGAGUCAGGCUGGAGGGAUAAUGCUGUGACUGCAACAAGUAGAUUCUCAUUGUAAACUCGAAUUCACUGAAAUAAUGAAACCAAACAAAGUAGUUGCCCCUAGUUCGUAUCUCCAAGAAUCGCUUUGUGCCAUUUUGAAUUCAGGUAGUUAUUCUGUACAUAGAAGACUAUUCCGAGCUUCUUCAAUCUCUAGGAAGUUUGAAGGGGGCCUGUGGAAAGACACGGGGUGGGGUCAUUUUCAGAGCCCUCCUCGUGUGCGAAAACAAAAUAUAGGGAUAAGCCAGAGUGAUGGAACCUCCAAAUUUGUGGUAGUUAAAGAAUCGGUAGAAAUUCUUAAUUGCACAGACUUUAUAAUCCAUCAUACAAGGUGUGAUUCCAUACUUUUUACCGUGGCAAGGGUGUCAAGUAGUAUUAACCUUUUUAAUUUUUCGAUCCAAACUGAAUUUAAAGUGUUGAAUAUGUAAAUUCUUCACAAGCUAAUUAUGACCCAUUUGUAAAGUGUUUAUAUAACUUUGUAUCAUGUGUUGGGACAUCUUAGCAAGUUUUUCCUGGCAUGUAUUUCAUUCUAACUUCUGUAAAAAUUUCUAUUGUUGCUGUAAAUAUUCUACAAAUAUCUAUUCUGUGGUAACCUUAAUUAUGAGCAUGAAAUGGUUCAUUUUUACUGAGCACAAUGUAUUUUUGAAUGGAUCUUCCCAAAUGUCUUUAAUAAAAUGCAGAUUUUGCACUGACUGAUGUGAUUGCCAGGCCCUCCCCAUCUUGAGCGCUGGGGCCCCUCCUGUUGAAACAGCAAGCCAGCGGCUCCGUGGUGGUUCCAGCUUUGUAAAGAACUGGUGUUUGAAUUCAAAUGAAAGAUAAUGGGCCUUUGAAGUUGGAAUCAGUUUAAGGAACAAAAAAAUCAAUGUAAAGCAGGGCAAAUCCUGUUAUUUAAUGAUGGUUUUUUUUUUCUUUUCUAUUUAUAAAGCUUGUUUCCCCUUCUGA